Raphanus sativus (radish) is the source of this 815-nucleotide messenger RNA. RefSeq names its product CRM-domain containing factor CFM3, chloroplastic/mitochondrial-like. Bases 53 to 547 code for a protein of 164 amino acids. The record is from RefSeq and is a predicted model, not a curated record. Gene Ontology annotation, molecular function: mRNA binding. The transcript is spliced from 3 exons. Lineage: Eukaryota; Viridiplantae; Streptophyta; Magnoliopsida; Brassicales; Brassicaceae. Gene Ontology annotation, biological process: RNA splicing, via transesterification reactions.
AACCGUUUCUUUAACAGGUAUCCGUGGUGUAUUCGAUGGAGUCAUCGAGAAUAUGCAUCUACAUUGGAAGCACAGAGAACUGGUGAAGCUUAUAUCGAAACAGAAGAGUCUUGCGUUUGUUGAAGACACGGCUCGGUUACUAGAAUACGAGAGCGGUGGGGUUCUUGUGGCAAUAGAGAAGGUUCCUAAAGGAUUUGCUCUUAUUUAUUACCGUGGAAAGAAUUAUCAGAGACCCAUUAGCUUGAGACCAAGAAACCUUCUCACGAAAGCAAAAGCAUUGAAACGUUCCAUCGCAAUGCAACGCCAUGAGGCACUUAGUCAGCAUAUCUCUGAACUGGAGAAAACAAUAGAGCAAAUGCAAAAUGAACUUACUGCAAAAAAACCGUCGUACAAUGAAUCAGAAUGGGAGAAUGAUGAUGAUGACGACGACGAAGAUGGCGAGGAGGAGAAAGAUGAUGCAGAGGAUGAUGAGAGUGACUGGGACGAAGAAGCUGAUAGUGAAUCUACAAUAUCUAGUUUAGAAGAAGCUGAUUAUCCAUUACGCUAAAGGAUGAGGCAUGCAUCGUUUUGUUUAAUCUCAGGAGGAGAAUGAUCUCGGAGGUCUGUCCGAGUUUUGAAACAGAAAUGGUUAUAUGUGCGUUCAUUGCUGGUAAAAGAAGAGAAAGUAGAGAUUCAUCAUCAUCAUCAACUUGUGUUAAGUAACAAAGAGCAAUUUAUUUGUUUUUCUUUUUUUUACGAAAAAAAAUUGUAUGUUUAUUUGUCAAUGUAUUAUCGUACACUACUUAAAAAGUAUUUAACAAAUGUUUAGUGAUGUA